Molecule: messenger RNA, 1470 nt
Organism: Punica granatum (pomegranate)
Lineage: Eukaryota; Viridiplantae; Streptophyta; Magnoliopsida; Myrtales; Lythraceae
Source: RefSeq, a predicted model, not a curated record
GUCCAUAUGUGUUGCAUAUAUGAGCUAGUCACUCUCUAGGAUAAUACGCGCAAUAUUGUCUGCUCGAUCUAUUUAUCGAUCAUAGAGAAAUGAAAUCUUCCGCGAGACAACAUUUUCAGUUCGUUCGCGACUACCUCCUUCUCUUGUCUCUCCUGUACUUUGCUGGGUGCGUUUCGAAUGGUCAUGCCACUCCAAAGCAGACACCUUUCAACAACACGAUCCCGGCCCUCCUCGUGUUUGGCGACUCGACUGUCGACCCCGGAAACAAUGACUACGUUAACACAGUCUUCAAGGGCAAUUUUCCACCCUAUGGCCGAGAUUUCACCAAUCGUGUAGCCACUGGAAGGUUCACCAAUGGCCAACUUCCUACCGAUUAUAUAAUUUCUUAUAUGGGGGUCAAGGAUUACGUGCCUCCCUAUCUGAACCAGAGUUUGCACAUAGAAGAGCUGAUGACGGGAGUUAGCUUUGCCUCGGCUGGAUCGGGGUAUGACCCGCUCACGCCCACAUUGAGUAAUGUGGUACCUCUGCAGAAGCAGCUGGAGUAUUUCCAGGAGUACAGGGAAAGACUUGAGGGAGCAAUUGGAAAGGAAAAGACAGAUGAUCUCAUAAAAAGGUCGAUGUUCUUACUUAGUGCUGGCACGAACGAUUUCGCUCUGAAUUAUUUUACUGCACAGUUACGAAGGAUGAGCUUCUCCGCCUCCAAUUAUGAGAAGUUUGUGCUCCAACAUUUCAAGGGGUUCAUCCAGGGGCUAUUGAGCCAAGGCGCGACCAAGAUAGCCGUGGUGGGUCUGCCUCCGAUGGGUUGCUUGCCGGUCAUAAUAACCUCAAACACCAUCCCCCUUACCGGAAGGCAGUGCGUUGAGAGGAUUAACUCCGUUUCGAGAGACUACAAUACACUUCUUCAGUCCGAAUUGCGCCACUUGCAGAGCACCCAACUGAAUAAGGAAACAAAAAUCUACUAUGCUGACAUUUAUGGUCCUUUGCAAGACAUGAUCCAAAACCACCAGAGAUAUGGAUUCGAAGUAGUGAGCAGUGGGUGCUGCGGGACUGGUCUUCUUGAAGCAUCGUUUUUGUGCAACGCAAAGACGCCAGUGUGCCUGGAUGCAUCGAAGUACAUUUUCUGGGACGCAAUCCACCCAACGGACAGGGCAUACUACUUGAUUUUCCAGGCUUUUCGACCUCUGAUCGAUUUCAUCAUCGAGGACUUGACUAGUUAGAGUCUGUAACACCCUAAUUAUGGCCGAAAACUAAGAUGUAUUAUAUCAUAAUGUUAACUAAUACGUACUUGGUCCUCUCGUGUAUAUAUGUACAUGUCACUUAAUUAUCUCAUUAGUGUGAAAUAUCUAUGCUUGCUAAAGAAGCAAAGCCACUCAGACCUCAGACUUUCUUGUAUUGGUGUUACUUGUAAUAACGACUUCUACUUCGUAGAAUUGUCCUCAACAUCUCUAUAUCUUGAUUAUAUUUCUUUUC